CUUCAGACUUCCGUUGUUUAGAAACUGUGGUCAAAAUAUGGUUUUGUUUGAAGUUCUUCUCCACUAGGUUCUUCACCUCAUCACAUAAAAAUGAAGAAAGUACAGAUACCGUGAUGGGGAAUUCUUCUUCACAAGGAGGCACAAGGAGGGGUUCAUCCCCUGUCCUAACGAGGUCCAUCCAGCUUAAUGAACCUCUGCAACAGCCACUCUUGAUGCAAGCCAUCCAGGACAAUGAUACCCCAGAGGAUCCUGGGACAUUACCAUCUGUUAUGGAGAUCAACAACUUAAUUGAAAGUAAGAGACUCAAGGAAGCACACCAGUACCUGCUCUCAUUUCGGCAUGAGGUGGAAAUAGAGAAAAAAGGUGAGGGGACACCCUCCACACAACAGAACAAUAAAAUGAAGGACCUGAGGCUCCUGUACAGUGCCUUGCGAGACAAGAUGAAGAAUGUUGUCAAGGAUUCGAGCAAUCAGACUUCCUGCAGUUCAGACCUGCUGCUGCAAGUGGUCCAGAUCAUCCAGGAGGAGGAGAAGAGGGAGGGAAGUCCAGGCAGUGCAGGGUGGAAUUGGCGGGACACCUGGAAAGAGGCGGUGCGGGAGGGGGUGCGGGAUAAAAUCAAGAGUGUACCCCUGGACACCAAAGAGCAGAAAAAAUCUUGGUUGGCAGUACACCUGGGCCUUCUACGCAAAACCACCAUGGAGGACUUGGAAAAUGUUAAAAAUCACCUGAAGGCCUCCUACCCCCCCAGUUUUAAUGUGUUGAACACCUAUGUGGAGAGCUACCAUGAGAGCAUUGCCCAGCACCUCAAAGACAUCCCGCAGAAGGAUCUUGAGGCAAAGGAUUGCUAUGCCCUCUUGGACUGGAUAGUGAACUGUUAUGAAAGUGAGAAGAUGAUGGGCAGCCCAACCCUGCAGCUGGAUGUGAGCAUCGGCAGUAUGUCCCUGUCGCUGGGAGACAGCUUUCUGAACCAGAUCAAGGAUAAGUGCUGUGACUUGAUAAGGGAUGAGUUUGAUACCAUGAUGAAAAAUCUCAUUGAAAUGGAAUGUGAAAAGACAUGGGGCUGCAAGGAGCCAGAGACCAUGCCCACACACUAUCACUCUGAAAUCCACUGCCACAUUUGUUUGACGAUGAACGGAUACAUAAAAAACGUUCAGGAAAUUGACCCAGAGCUGAGCAAAAGAGUUCUUUGUGUCUGCUUGGAAACACUGAAGCCUUUCCCCCACAGGUUACGUCAGGCCUUCGAUCAGUGGUACAGUUCAACCCAUAAAGAUGGCUUCGAUUUACAGGCCUCUCUUCAUCGGACCGCCUGCAUUAAUAGUUGUAUCUCCAUAAAGGAGCACCUAGAGACAUACAGGGAGAGCAGUCCGCAGCAGGUAGAGCAACUGGGGCAGGAGAUGGAUGAGGGAGUCGACCAGCUGGGUAAAACAAUGAUGGAGCAGUUCCAGAAAGACAUUGAGCCCUUCUUCAAGAAACUGAUGACGCAAAGGUGGCUUACAAAGAAAAAUGACUUCUACCACAUUUUGAGGAGGAUGAAAGAGCUCUCCCAACUCUGCAAAGGCAUGAAGCCCCCCUAUGUGCAGACGUUUGUGAACAAAGCGCACUACCAUGUGGUAUGGAGCUACGUCUCUCAGUUGAUGAACAGUAACUACACCUGCAAGAACAAGUAUAAGAGGGCAGCAGCUCAGAUCAAAGCUGAGCUGAGGGAACUGCAGAACAUUUUUACAGAACUGAAUUCCAACUUAAAUUGGCUCAGCCCACUUGGAGAUCAUCUGUUUAACAUCAUUGAAAAGGAGAAACCACAGGAUAUUAAAACAUCCUUGCAAGACCUGGUCAAGGAUUACCCAGAUAUCAGUGUUAGGUAAGCAGCUAGUAAUUAUUUACCCAUUGAAAGACAACCUUCCUGAUUUCUCACAGGAGCAAUUUAUGGUAAGUACCAUGAUCAAGGGUAAGGCAACUGGAAGGGGAUUUAAACUGAUGAGCUUUAAAUUUCAGGCAACUGCGGGAACCAGGAGACCGAGGGACUUUACAAUUUAAGCCACCUUUUUCUUUUAUGUGGUCUCUAAGUUCCCAAAAAAUUUUCAUACAAUUAAUUAAUAAUACAAUACAAAAUGUAUCUACUGCAUAGAAAAACGUUGCAGGACAGAUUGAGGAAAAACAAGCUUCAGCCCAUCAGAAUAACUUGUAUAUACAUGCUGCAAGCUGCUUUGUGGGAUUGAAACCACUCUUGGCUGCUGAUUUUGUAUGAAGCACAACCAGUCUCUCUUUGUGUUGCAGCGGGAAUCAUGUGGCAGCUGUGUUGCGUUUCCAGGGAAUGGGUUGCAGGCAAAAAUACGCCAUUCUGAACCACUUCAAUGAGU
This is a messenger RNA of Scleropages formosus (Asian bonytongue), 2357 nucleotides long. RefSeq names its product exocyst complex component 3-like. Gene Ontology annotation, cellular component: exocyst. The record is from RefSeq and is a predicted model, not a curated record. Gene Ontology annotation, molecular function: SNARE binding. The transcript has 12 exons. Gene Ontology annotation, biological process: exocyst localization; exocytosis. NCBI's taxonomy places the organism in Eukaryota, Metazoa, Chordata, Actinopteri, Osteoglossiformes, Osteoglossidae. Bases 114 to 1862 code for a protein of 582 amino acids.